This is a messenger RNA of Durusdinium trenchii, 339 nucleotides long. The record is from the annotation of a GenBank genome assembly. NCBI's taxonomy places the organism in Eukaryota, Dinophyceae, Suessiales, Symbiodiniaceae.
AUGUGCCAGGAGGCUCAACUCUGCUUCCCGCACCGGUACUUGGCCUUCCUCGGACCGUGCCCGUCUGAGCCUAGGGACUUGAAAGCUCCACUCAAAUCCAAGAAGCAAAGCUAUCUUGAGAUUGCCAAGUUUUUGCUUCGCAAACAGCCGAAUGAGUCUACACGAAGGGCUUGUGAAUUCAUUUUGAAGAUUUGCAACAAUGAGCCCCCUCAGUCAGUUCCUCGGCUUCCUUGGUUUGAGAAGCCUCCUGUUCCGGAAAUCGUGGUGGACCUAAAGGCACCAUCUGCGUUGACAGCCCUUGCACCAUUGAUGCGUUUCAGCGCAGUCUUGCAGCGCUGA